This is a messenger RNA of Oppiella nova, 1519 nucleotides long. The record is from the annotation of a GenBank genome assembly. NCBI's taxonomy places the organism in Eukaryota, Metazoa, Arthropoda, Arachnida, Sarcoptiformes, Oppiidae.
AAACAAGCAACAAAUGUAUUAAUCAUAACACUUAUCAUAACACAUAUACUUCAUGUGAAUCGUGUUUCGCUGUUAUUAUAGUUUUUAAAAAACAAAAAGUUUUUAUUUAGCGAUGAAUUGAGUGAACAAAUUGUGAACCUUUUGACAGACAUUUCCAAAGCGUUUGUAAUUUAGUACUCAUUUCCGAUGUAUUGAUUGCUAUAUGAAUGGCCGCUAAUAGUGAUAAUCAAAGUAUGGAUCCACUGGUGAACGUGACCAACACGACAGACAUCACAAACACCACAUCCACUCAUUUCUGUCAAUGGAUUCUCUACGAAGAGAUCUCGCACUCGAGGUUGAGGAUUUGGGACGCAAUCAUAUUUGUGCCAAAUGUGGCGUUUCUGGUGUUCCUGUUGCUGAGGCUGAGGUCAACCAAACUGAGACUAAGACAGACCACUUCUCCCAUAUUCGCCACAUUUUACCUCUUGGUCUGCAUCAACGUCACCACCAGUCUCUUGAGAUGUGUCAUCUCCAUGUUAGUCAACGUUACCUCUCCUGCCGGUGAUAUCACCGAUAAGGUGUUUUGGGUGAUCGUUAGGUUCUUCCUAUUAUCCACUGAGACAUCGGUACUGGUGUUCGGGCUGGCGUUCGGGCACCUGGACUCUCACACGUCCAUCCGUAGGGUAUUACUGGUCACGUCGUUCAUAUCGCUGGCGUACAGCAUAUGUCAGGGCUGUCUGGAGAUCGUGGCGCCCGACGAGUCCUUCUACAUAAAGGAUAGGGAUUACUAUCUGUUCAGUCACGGAGGUAUGAUCUUCUGGUUCUGCACGUGUCUACUGUUCGCCAUCAUCUACGCCACGGUAUUCCUACUGCCGUGGACGCCGUGUCGCCAACGCAUACCACUUCCAACCAAACAGUCGUUUUACGUGUACGCGUGUCUGCUAUCGGUGCUGAACCUGAUCCAAGCGGUGGGCAGUGCGCUGUUCUUCUGGGGCCGGGUGGAGGGCCUGUGCGUAGUGGACGUCACCACCUACUUGUACUUCACGCUCUUCACGCCACUCGUCUACUGGACAUUCUUGGGACCCUUCUUCGCGUCGACCGCAUCGGUCAUUAUGUUCUCAUAUAAGCCUCAAUUGGACGACAAUAUGGACGAGUCGUGCGGAGGGGCGGCGGCCGCCGGUGCCGACGACAGCGGGGGCCGCGGCGUCGACAGUCUGCUGACGCACCAGUUGUCGUGUUCGUCGCUCAAGACAGUGGACACGGAGUUCGUGUAUCAGCGGAAUAACAGUGAGCUAUACGAGAGCACGCAGUUCACAGCGACGACCAGCGCCGCGGGCUCCCUGUGCUCGCCCAGUGACAGCAUUACAUCGGAAUCACAGUUUAAACAUAUGAUAACUUAAUUUUACAGUUCAUAAUUAAUAAUAAUAAUAAUAUUUUAUGUACAGAAUUACAAAUGCUAAAUGUUGUGUUAAAUGCAAUCAAACAUUUUUGUUUGCUUUGUUUCGUUUAUCUAAUUAAUAAAAACGUUUAAUACAAUUAA